AUGUUCAGAUUGCGCCAAAGUGCUCUGUCUAGCCGAACAUGGCGACAGUCAAUUUUGAGUCCGCAAGGUGCUCGCAAAAUCUCCUCCAAGAGCCCAUACUUCAGGGUCUCUGAGGAAGUUCAGCAAGCUAUUCACGAAAAUAGACCAGUUGUCGCACUUGAAAGCACAAUCUACACUCAUGGCUUUCCUUAUCCAGACAAUAUCGCCUUGGCUUCUCAGUUGGAAAGUAUUGUCAGAGCCGGCGGCGGCGUUCCUGCUACCAUUGGUAUCCUCGACGGUAUCGCUCGUGUAGGCUUAGAUGCUGAGGAAGUCGUUCGUCUCGCUGGUGCUGCUGGCAAACCUGAUACACUGAAAAUCUCAAGACGCGAUUUGGGCUUUGCUUGCGGUAUGGGCUCCCCUGGACGUCGCUAUAAUGGUGGCACGACUGUAGCAGGUACCAUGAUCCUGGCUCAUCUGGCUGGCAUUCAAGUCUUCGCUACAGGAGGCUUGGGUGGCGUCCAUAGAGGUGCUGAAAGCACCAUGGACAUCUCGGCUGAUCUGACCGAGCUUGGCCGCACUCCAGUCGCUGUUGUAAGCAGCGGCUGCAAGAGCUUCCUAGACAUCGGACGAACCCUUGAGUAUCUAGAGACUCAGGGUGUGCCUGUUGCUACCUUCGCCGACGGUCGUGAUGGCAAAAUAGAUUUCCCUGCUUUCUGGACUAGAGAGAGUGGCAUACAGAGCCCAAUGGUUUUGGACAAUGAGAAGACAGCUGCUGCGGUCAUCCACGCACACAAGUCAUUGGGUCUACAGUCUGGUCUAUUGUUCGCGAAUCCCAUCCCGGAAGCCUUUAGCAUUGCCAAAGCCGAGAUGGACAAGGUAAUCGAUGAGGCUCUGCAGGAGGCAGCACAGGCAGGCGCUACUGGAGCUGCCAACACUCCUUUCAUACUUGCCAAGAUCAAAGACUUGACAGGCAAGAACAGUGUAAAGUCCAAUCAAGCUCUGAUUGAAAACAAUGUACGAAGAGGCACUUCAGUGGCGGCCGAGCUGAUGAAGCUGCAAGCCGAAACCGAGCAGCUUGAAUCAGGCUUCUCAACCCACAUCCCAUCUGGUGUUCUUAAGGCUGUCCCCACUCCCAUCGAGUCGACCAAGACUUCGAAACCCCCAUCGGUGUUCGUGGCUGGAGCACUUGCUGUUGACUUCUCGUGUGAUUAUGCUCCGAUCUCUUCUACUGCCAGCAAAGAGCCUGCUCUGCAUACAUCCAACCCAGCAAAAAUCAGUCAGUCGCUCGGUGGUGUAGCCCAUAAUGUCGCUCGCGCAGCGAACCUUGUCGGAGAUCCAGUACGACUCUGCAGUUCAGUCGGCGAUGACCUCUCAGGCAGGGCUGCUCUCGAUGCACUUACUACCGAAGGUCUCGAAAGCACUGGCAUCAAAACUCGUCAAGGCAGCAAUACGGCUCAGUAUGUGGCAGUCAACGAUGCCAGCAAAGAUCUGGUCCUCGCUAUGGCCGACAUGAACAUUCUUGAUGAGCCUGCAGCCCAUCCGGGUCAACCGUCGACGUCCACCUCAACCUCAAUCGAUACGCUCAACGACUUCUGGCUGCCUCAGCUUCAGGAAAGCAAGCCUACACAUCUAGUCCUGGACGCAAACUGGCAGCCAACAUCUCUAGCACGUUGGCUCGAAGCCGCAGAGAAAAUCUCUGCACACGUUGCCUUUGAGCCUGUGAGCACUGCAAAAGCGCCUAGAAUCUUCCAACUACCACAGACGCCCCUGAAAACUUUCCCUAAUGCAUCCAUACAUCUGUCUACUCCCAACUCUAUGGAACUAUCAGCCAUGUAUGCAGCAGCCAGCUCGCUCGGCUUCUUCGAACGUCAGGACUGGUGGGCAGUCAUUGACUCUCUGGGCAUUCCGUCCACAGGCGCUCGUGUAGCAAUGACCCAGGCAACAAACUCUGCUCUCGUCGAUGCUGGAAUCCCUCAACAGACUAUCCAGCUCUUGCCUUUCAUCCCUAAAAUUUGUGUCAAGCUCGGCGCUGAUGGUGUGCUCCUUACUCAGGUCUUACCUGCUGGUGAUCCGCGCCUACAAGAUCCUGCUUCUUCGCCUUACAUACUUAGUCGCUGCUUUAACCUUCCUGAGAAGUCGUCUGGUGUUGGUGGCGUUUAUAUGCGUCUUUUCCCUGCUGCCGAAAAGGUUGAUGAGAAGGAUAUUGUCAGUGUCAAUGGUGUGGGAGAUACCUUCCUUGGCACUAUCGUUGCUGGUCUUGCUAAGAGAGGCAAAGAUGCAAAGAUUGAAGAAUUGAUCGAUAUUGCGCAGAAGGCUGCUGUCCUCACACUGAAAAGUAAGGAAGCUGUCAGCCCUGAGCUUUCGAGUUUGAGAUCGCUGCUAUAG
Messenger RNA from Aureobasidium melanogenum CBS 110374, 2364 nucleotides. Its product is annotated as IdgA domain protein. NCBI's taxonomy places the organism in Eukaryota, Fungi, Ascomycota, Dothideomycetes, Dothideales, Saccotheciaceae. The transcript has 2 exons. The coding region runs from base 1 to 2364 and encodes 787 amino acids. The record is from RefSeq and is a predicted model, not a curated record. Gene Ontology annotation, molecular function: pseudouridylate synthase activity.